Messenger RNA from Suillus fuscotomentosus, 1601 nucleotides. RefSeq lists its product as uncharacterized. NCBI's taxonomy places the organism in Eukaryota, Fungi, Basidiomycota, Agaricomycetes, Boletales, Suillaceae. The coding region runs from base 268 to 1350 and encodes 360 amino acids. The transcript is spliced from 2 exons. The record is from RefSeq and is a predicted model, not a curated record.
GACACUUUCAAAUUGCACUCUUCUUGCUUGCGUCAUGGUCGGGACUCAGGUUGCCAAGAAAGACAUAGUUCGGAUCGAUAAAAGUUCUGUUCUGCCUCGUCUCAGGGAGUCCCUUUUAACGCAGUUCCAAAAGGCUCUCUGGGCAGGGAUGGAGGCGAGAUCGAGAAAUAUAGCACAGGAAUUGCAUACCGGGCAUUUAGCCUCCUCGACAUUAUCUGUCGCAUCCUUGAGCUUGCUGGGCAUUCGUACGAACCUCUAUCCUAAACCAUGCGGAACCUGGAUGUGUGCCGGAAGAUUUAUUCACGAGCGAGGUUAUCUGAACGAAACGAUGCCUUGGUUUCGUGGGUAGCUCUGCGAGGUACACCAGUACUGGACUUCACGUUCGGCACUGCCAACAUUUCUCGGGACCCUGCCUACGCGUGGGAUGAGCAGUCUUCGUGGGAACACGUAUCCUACUCGUCAGAAAACUUCGACCGGAUGGUGGACCAUUUGGACUUCAUUUAUUCUAAUGACCACGAAGCGGCAUAUGGCAUCCUUUUGCUACUGGGUAUUAUGGGAGUGUGCUGCAGCCCCACUAAACGACAUUUGUUCAUCGAAAGGCUCAUUUCCUGCAUGGGCAGUAACAUGCCUACCUAUUUGCGCCAUGCCGCUCUUCGUGCUGCUCACGGUGCGCGAGAAGAAAUUGCCUCGAUCCAUGCCAUUGAUGAUGCGAGGCUACGGGACAUGGUUUUGACCAAGCUCUCCCCCACUAUCCUGUCCAUACUUUGUCCACACCGAGGUACAACACUCGCCAAUGAUGAUCCUGAUCCCUUUUUCAAUCAUGGCCACGACUUGUGCUAUCUCGAACUUGUCUUUGCCCUCGCAAAGAAUUCGGACUGGUACCCCCAUUUGUCUGGGGAUCGCCAUAUAGAUUGGUGCAUUAGCAUGAUUCCAACCUAUUGCAAUUCCGACAUCAGUCAGCAUGCCUUUUACAUAGCUGGUAUCCUCCUUCGAAUCGCACCUGGACAGAUGUCGGUUACAUCGCUCGGUUCUAUUACAGAGCAGCAGUGUUGGGAUGUGAUGAGAAGCGCAUGGAGCUAUAUCCCAGAUGAUUUUCGCAACACACGGUGUUUCGAGCUCCUCGUUCUUGUGGACGGCACAAAGAAGUAUAUGCAGAUUGCUUCAAAAUCUGAUCUCGAGCAGCUCAUCACAAAUGUGGAUAUUUUUCUUGAAACUCUGGAGUGGCGCCUGGCGAGAGCGGAGAUGCAAGGUUUAGAGCAGGGAGAGGGGAUCACUAUUGCUGUGAAGGAGUUGAGGACUGCAGCCAGCAACAUGCUGGAGAGCUUUGGUCAACAAUCAUUAGUCCCCUAAUUAUGACGGUUGCACGUUGCGUUAGAUUGGAAGUCAUUGACCGGGGAAGCGCGAAGUAUCAAAACCCGGCACAGAUUUAAGGUUUAUUGGGCGGAGGAAUUUCAAAUGGUGAUGAAAUAUCACCCGGCAUCGCGGCACAACAUCCUAAUACGUGAAAUAACAUUAUAUUCUACAUUGUUUUUGCCUACGGGAAGUCACCCAACUAACUGAGGCCUUGAGGUCUAAGUAGUGCUCACAAUUUUAUUCUAAGU